Molecule: messenger RNA, 1686 nt
Organism: Lodderomyces jiufengensis
Lineage: Eukaryota; Fungi; Ascomycota; Pichiomycetes; Serinales; Debaryomycetaceae
Product: sugar porter family MFS transporter
Exons: 1
Coding region: 1-1686 (561 amino acids)
Biological process (GO): carbohydrate transport; transmembrane transport
Cellular component (GO): membrane
Molecular function (GO): carbohydrate:proton symporter activity
Source: RefSeq, a predicted model, not a curated record
AUGGGACUAGGAGUACUUACGAAAAGAACAAAUACAUAUGGACUCAAGGGCAAAUCAUUAAGAGUAGCCAUAACAGCAACAUCAGUAGCUGGAUUUUCAUUAUUUGGUUAUGAUCAAGGAUUAAUGUCAGGUUUAAUAGCAGCUGAUCAAUUUAAUUAUGAAUUCCCAGCAACUAAAGAUAAUGGUACUAUACAAGGAGCAGUUACUGCAUCUUAUGAAAUUGGUUGCUUUUUUGGUGCAUUAUUUGCUUUAUGGAAAGGUGAAAGAACCGGUAGAAGACCUUUGAUAUUUGUGGGUUCUGUGCUUAUUGUUAUUGGAGCUAUUAUUAGUACUACUCCAUUUAGACCUCAUUGGCCAUUAGGUCACUUUGUUGUUGGAAGGGUUAUAACUGGUGUUGGGAAUGGAUUAAAUACUGCAACUAUACCUGUUUGGCAAAGUGAAAUGUCAAGAGCAGAAAAUAGAGGAUUUUUAGUCAAUAUGGAAGGUGCAUUUAUUGCUGUGGGGACAUUUAUUGCUUAUUGGACUGAUUUUGGAUUUUCAUUUAUUGAUUCAUCUGUUUCUUGGAGAUUCCCAGUUGCUUUUCAAAUUUUUUUUGCUUUACUUGUAUUAUUUGGGAUUUGGGGAUGUCCCGAAAGUCCUCGUUGGUUAAUUAAGAAUAAACAUGAAAUUGAAGCUAAAUUUGUAUUGAGUUCUUUAAAAGGUGUUAAUGAAGAUGAUGAGGAAGUGGGUAAAGAAAUAUCUGGAAUUAUUGAAUCAAUUAAUAAAUUUUCUAAAGUUCAAGGUGGUAUAAGUGAAAUUUUUACUGGUGGUAAAACACAACAUUUUAGAAGAUUAUUGAUUGGAUGUAGUGGACAAUUUUUUCAACAAUUAACUGGAUGUAAUGCAGCUAUAUAUUAUUCAACUUUAUUGUUUUAUCAAACAAUUUUCAAUCAUUCUCAAUACAGAUUAUCAAUGAUAUUAGGUGGUGUUUUUGCAACUAUAUAUGCAUUAUCUACUAUUCCAUCAUUUUUUUUGGUUGAUACUUUAGGUAGGAGAAAAUUAUUUUUGAUUGGUGCUGUAGGACAAGGUAUUUCAUUUACUAUAUCAUUUGCAUGUUUAAUUAAUCCUACUCCUGAAAAUGCAAAAGGUGCAGCAGUUGGUAUUUUCUUAUUUAUUAUAUUUUUUGCAUUUACAUUAUUACCAUUACCUUGGUUAUAUCCACCAGAAAUUAAUCCAUUAAAAACAAGAACUUAUGCAAGUGCUGCUUCAACAUGUACAAAUUGGUUAAUGAAUUUUGCUGUUGUUAUGUUUGUACCUAAAUUUUUAGAAACUUCAGGUUGGGGUACUUAUUUAUUUUUUGCUUGUGUUAAUUUUGCUUUUGUUCCUGUUAUUUAUUUUUGGUAUAUUGAAACAAGAGGUAGAUCAUUGGAAGAAAUUGAUAUUAUUUUCGCUAAAAGUUAUGUAGAGAAAAAACCUGCUUGGAAAGUUGCUGAUGAAAUGCCUAAAUUGUCUAUGCAAGAGAUUGAUGAUGAAGCUAGAAGGUUAGGUUUACAUGAUGUGGGUGAGGAUGAGGAAGAGCAUGUUGGUAGUUUUGAUGAUGAAGAAGGGUUUGAAAAGAAUAAUUUUGAGUCAAGAGAUUUAAGUGAAAGUGAGGAAGUUAAUUCAGGUUUGAAUGCAAGUAAUGAAAAAUUAGAGAACGAAAUAUAA